Gaeumannomyces tritici R3-111a-1 is the source of this 1519-nucleotide messenger RNA. RefSeq lists its product as hypothetical. The transcript is spliced from 3 exons. The record is from RefSeq and is a predicted model, not a curated record. Gene Ontology annotation, cellular component: membrane. NCBI's taxonomy places the organism in Eukaryota, Fungi, Ascomycota, Sordariomycetes, Magnaporthales, Magnaporthaceae. The coding region runs from base 410 to 1234 and encodes 274 amino acids.
UGGACCUCGGGCCUUGUUGUCGCAAAGUGAGAGUCCCGCCAAGGGGACAAGCGCGAGCAUUCUGGAGUGGGACAGAUCCACCCCUUUCGCCAAGCCCCAAACAUCGCGCUGGGCCCCAGGAGGCGAACCCGCCACUGCCUAAUAACAAUGGCCAAUAAUCUCGAAUGACGACCGGGGAGGCUGUGCACGCGGCUCCAUUGACGACUCGCUUCUCUUCAAUGUCAUACCGCGCCCCGUCGUCGGUAGCCGCGCAGUAACGUCAAAAAUAUAGAGGCCUGUCCUAGCUUCCUUGCCGGCUCGCGAGGGCACCUAUUAAGGCGCCUUCCCGCCCACCCCCAGCCACAAACGCGGCUUUGCCUGUGUACUGUUUUCACACUCUUGCUCACUGUUCUGGCCUUGUGAGUCUAGUAUGGCGCCGAAGGUGUUCUCUCUCGGCUCCGAGCCCUUCGACCCGUCGCAUCGGUUUGUGACGUCGUGGCUGUUCUCGCCUUGGGUUUUGUUUGGUCUGAGAGCACUGUUGGGCCUGUACGCGUUCGUCACGUCCUUCUUCUCCCUUGGCUGGCUCUGUGGCCAUGAAAGCUGCGAGUCUGCGUCGCGAGAGUUUUCCUACUUUACCGUCAUCACCUACUGGGGCCUUGCCUUCUAUUUCCUCGUCUCUGCAAUCCACACAGCCACCUACGCCAAGUCGGGUCGGCCUCUCCUCGACGUAUUCCCAAGGCCGCUUCAGGCUCUGCAUAGCUUGUUCUACACCACAAUCUGCGUCUUCCCCCUCAUCGUGACGGUCGUCUACUGGGGUAUCCUCUUCACCCGGCCUUUCGAUAAUACCUUUUCUUGGUGGUCCAAUGUCAGCCGUCAUGCCAUGAACGCCGGCUUUGCCCUCUUUGAGGUCAUCUUCCCACGCACCGCUCUCCCACCGUGGAUCCACAUUUUGUGGCUGCUGGUCGUUCUGUGCCUGUACCUGGCUCUUGCGUAUCUGACGCGCGCAACCCGCGGCUUCUACGUAUACCCCUUCCUAGACCCGUCCAAGGGAUCUGGCCGUCUGGCAGGUUAUGUAUGCGGAAUCGCUGUCAGCUGUGUUGUUUUCUUCCUGCUGGUGCGUGGCCUUAUAUGGGUCCGGACAUGGGCAUCCGAGACCAAGUUCGGCAUGAGCGGGAAAUUCUCAGCUCGUGAUGGGGUUACCGGAACGAGCGAUCCAGAAAGUGCCACAAAGAUCGAGCAAAGUCACCAACAUUAGGCUUAUAUUCACUCGCCGUGGCAUCUAUCUGUAUGUAUCCGUUUAGAUGCGAGGUUCCUUUUUUUCCUACCCUCCUGCUUGUUCUUGUACUUUCCCGAUGUCGGGUUCUAUUCAUGAGCUCUACUAUUCGAAUUUCCCUUGACAGUGAACCUUCGGGUACCGUUAGAACGUACCUUGGUACACGUAAUUACCACAGCAAUAAUCACAACGGGACUAUCAGCAUCUCAAAGAGAUGCCACGCCUGAGUUCUGACUCCCUGAUUUCGAACAUGACCUGGAUGCCAAC